UAACAACCGCGCAUGUACCUUGGGCCUUUUAUUUUGCUUUAGGUUCGACUUAACCGGAAGUUUCUUUCUUGUUUCACACAUGGCCUUUACGUAAAAAAGAUUGGACUUGUGAUUGAGCGGACGUUUAGAUAUGGCGGGAACAGAUAUGGACCCUGAGGUGGCUCGGGGCUUGUUUGAGGAAGGAGCCACGCUUGUUUUACUGGGUGUUCCCGAGGGAACAGAGUUGGGACUUGACUACAAAACCUGGACUUUGGGUCCUCGGUUCCGUGGGGUGAAGAUGAUUCCUCCGGGACUUCACUUCCUCCACUACUGCGCCACUAACUCCAAUGAAGCGUGUGCUGAUAUCGGCCCCAAAACAGGCCUGUUUCUGUCCCUGAAACCCCGGGAGGUGCUUGUAGCCCACUGGAACAAGAGAGAAGAGGAUUUGGAGUUCUCCCAGGACCCAGAGGAGGCCGAGCGCAUACGGGCCAACCUCCGAGAACUGGACGGCUUCCUGGGCCCCUAUCCCUACGACACGCUCCGCAAGUGGGUCUCCCUGACCGACAGACUGAGCCAGGAGGUAGCCAUCGCCCUGCAGCCCCUCAGCGGGAGGGUGUGCGCCUUCAGCGACGUCAUCCCAGAGCUGAGGCUGACCCACACUAAAGACCGCGAGGAGCAGAACCUGCCCCGCAACGAUCAGGAGUGUCAGAGCAUGAAGGAGGGGCUGGACAGGCUGCCACGGAUGAAACUGAGGGAAGGCACAGAGCUGCGCUUUUCCAACAUUCCCAAACAUGCGUAUCCUCCGGGAGCGACGCCUGCUCAGAUCACCCAGUAUAGUAUGGAUUGGAGUUACGCUCUAAGCUGCGUGCUGGAGAGCUAUUAUAAAGAUCAGCCGCUCAAUAUACUGGGAGAGCUGCAGUUUGCCUUCGUUUGUUUCCUGGUGGGGAAUGUGUACGAGGCCUUCGAGCACUGGAAAAGCCUGCUGGCUCUGCUGUGCCGCUCCGAGGAGGCCAUGAAGGAGAGGAAGGAGCUGUAUCUGGGCCUCAUCGCUGUCCUCUACCAUCAGCUGGGAGAAAUCCCUCCGGACUUCUUCGUGGACAUCGUGUCCCAGAACAACUUCCUCACCUCCACACUUCAGGACUUCUUCCAGUUUGCCAGCAGUCCCGGAGUCGACAGCACGUUACGGAAAAGAGCAGAAAAGUUUAAAGUCCAUCUGACCAAAAAGUUUCGUUGGGACUUUGAUGCAGAUCUUGAUGAAUGUGCUCCAGUGGUGGUGGAGCUUCCCGAGGGGGUCACGGUGGACUGAUGCUGCUUCACCAGGUCCACGUCACUGUGUUUGAAUAUGCAGCUUUAUAUUGUUUUCACAGACUCAUUCCUCAGAUACUCCAGCAUCUGGAUAUUAUCCUGUCACUUCCUGAAGAAAUAUUGACCUUUCCAUUGUAUUAAUUAAAGCUAAUUAUUUCAGUUGGUCACUCUUUGGGUUUUUGUGACUCUGAAAACCAUGUGUGAGCACUAGAGGGCAGGCCAGUACAGGUGUAAGUCCUGCUCUUCACAGCUUCGGCUUGUCUGCAUGUGUGUCUGACUUUGCAAUAUCAUCAGCACAACACACAGAGCUCAACCUGCCACUCUUUUCAAAGCUACACUGUUUAUUAGAGGCGUUUCCCAAGACAAACAUCACUAUUAAUAAUGCUCACAGAAGUAUUAAGUUUCAACAUGAACUGGAAUCCUACAUUUGAAGCUUCAGUUUUUUUAUGAUAGUUGGGAAUGGCUGAUUUCAUGAUUUUUAUUGUUUGGCACAACUUAACAUUUUCUUAGCAUCAGUUAUUAUGUUUUUAAUUCGUUGCACUGAUUUCAAUCAGGUUUUCUGUUUGUUUAACUGAGUCAAGUGAUAUUUUUUCGUCUUCAGUAGCAGGAGGCUGUCCAUCACACUGAGCUUUUUACUCCAUUCAGGGUUUUUAUCAAUGGAGCUGCCAAAGCAAACACAGACCCCUCUUUUACCAUCACAAUCCCACCAAAUGCAAACAGUCCAAUUAAAAAACUGGACUAUAUAUCCAAUUGUCAGUAGAUUUAUUUUGAAGUACUGAAACUUGAACAUCAUAACUCUUAAUAAUCUCAUAGUUUUGCUCAUGUCUCCUGUUUUCCAGAUUCUUCUUCAAAAUGUAUAAUGCUUUAGAGAAAAAUACUAAACAGUGCUCAGAUUUGCCAACAUGCAAUCAAAUCGGAGGAUUUGAUACAAAUGUAAAUAUUCAUCAUGUCAUCCACAUUUAUUUUAUAACUAUACCAUCAGCAGAGUGAAACAUAGCCACUAUGUUAAGACUGUCUUAAGAGCUAGUUUAAGCCGCUAGCAGCUAGCCAAGAGGUUCUGAUUCAGAUUGGGCCAAUCAAACGUUUUCUAGCUGACUUCAGAGUUAUGACCAGUCUUGAAGAAAACAAACUAGUCUAAGCAGUUUAUGCAGCCGGCCCUAGUCGUCAGUGUUAAAUUUGAUCUCAUUUAUCUGUUUAUGAGACAAAGUUAAUACAUAAAUCAACUAUUCAAUGAAUCUGUAAACUAGUUAAAGGUUCACAGAUCGUUAGUCAGCUCAUGUACUGAAUCACUCGAGCGUUAACUAUACACGAUGCAAACAAACUACAAAACUUAGGAAAAAGUGCUAUACCAACUUAGCUUGUAGUGUAAUUAGCUGUAUGAAACAGUUUUUAGAUGUAGUUGAUGACAUUUAUACUAGCCACAUCACGUCCACAGGAAGAUUCAAUUACUUUUUGUUUCUGCACAAAUUUGUUUCAGCAUUAAUCCAGCCCUUUCCUGAAGGCCACACAUCACAUUUUGGUUGUCUCCCAUAACUAUAGUAUUAUAAUAUACUAUAGCUGAAUAAGGACUCUGUCUUCACUGUUUAUACAGCUACUGACAUUAUGACAGUGUGGUGUGAUUGAAAUAAUAAUUACAACAUUUGGAAUCCAUGUUUUGCAUUAAAAUGGAAAUUAAUACCAAUAAAUGAAUGGCCAGCCAAAUAAAUG
Molecule: messenger RNA, 2991 nt
Organism: Carassius auratus (goldfish)
Lineage: Eukaryota; Metazoa; Chordata; Actinopteri; Cypriniformes; Cyprinidae
Gene: aar2
Product: AAR2 splicing factor
Exons: 4
Coding region: 131-1285 (384 amino acids)
Biological process (GO): spliceosomal tri-snRNP complex assembly
Source: RefSeq, a predicted model, not a curated record